Messenger RNA from Homarus americanus (American lobster), 4732 nucleotides. Its product is annotated as mucin-5AC-like. The record is from RefSeq and is a predicted model, not a curated record. Lineage: Eukaryota; Metazoa; Arthropoda; Malacostraca; Decapoda; Nephropidae. Gene Ontology annotation, cellular component: extracellular region. The transcript has 4 exons. The coding region runs from base 1181 to 2698 and encodes 505 amino acids. Gene Ontology annotation, molecular function: chitin binding.
GACCGAGGUGAACGGGUGUCGUCGGUCGCUCCAGCUCUCACUCUCCCUCGUGACUUAGCUCGCCACCACAACGCUGUUGGAAUUUCUCUCUUCCAUCACCAGCUGUGACUGACUCAACAACAGAGAAGAACGGAGAGUAAGCUGACUUCUUAACACGUGGAUGUCGUGAAUGAUAAAACAUUUUACUUGCGUUAUCUUCUCACAGACCGAGUGAUAGGAGAGGGGCGUGUUGCGGUGUGUUGCCUGGUACAUGAUCUAUAACCUAUGACUAUCAAACUCAGCAAAUUUUGUGUGGUGAACAUAUGUUAACUAAAAUUUUAAUAUUUUCGUUGCAAGAACUAUGAGAGUGACUCCAACGGUAAUAAAGUAUCGAGAAAUUUCAAUGCUGUAAGAAGUAGUUAUCUACAACCACUUACACGUGCUUUCGUUGACAGUCAAGUUAGAUUAAGGGAACAACUGGGGUACGCUGUGAACUGUAUCAAAUGCGAGUGAUUUUUUUUAAAGUGCAAAAAAAGUAACGUUGAAAGAGUUAAUAGUGAAUAUGGACGAGAGAGAGGUCAACUCAAGUGUAGUGAGUAUGAAGCGUCAAUGAGGAUGAGCGACGGCAGCCACUUACGGAACACCACUGUGAUUAAAUAUUGUCACUUGCUGUCAUUAGUCAAGGUAUAAAGAACUGAAUUCAGCCUUAAAAAAAAGGCUUUUACUUAGUGAUAUCUCAAUUGCUGAACAAAGAAAAGAGCAAAUUAUAUAAAAAGCAUGUUUAUGAAAUGACAGCUGAAAAAUGCGACACACAAGUGUAAACAAAACGAAAAAAAUAAAUGAAAGUGAAAAUUUUAAUAAACAUACGUAAAAAAAAGGAAAUUUAAAAUUAUUUCAACAAAGUAAUAAACCUGUAAUCUUUAUACCGUACUACAAUUAUAUAAAUACUACUAAAAAGUUAUCACGAUUGGGUUUUAUCACAGACACAUCAGCGGCUUCUGUGUUUGGGGUAGGUCGGGUGACACAUACCCUGGCAGCCAGACAGGUGCGUGUGUGGAGUGUGCCCGAGAUGUUCCGCUGUUCCCGCAGUAGUGACCACGGCUACUGCUGGAGGCACUGACCACCCUCACCCCUCCAACACACCCACCUCCAUCUUCUCCACUGCCUUCAGAGAGAUAGAGAGGAGAGCCACGCAGGCAGGAUGGGUGACAGCUCAGCGACACUCGGUCUGGCCAGCCUCCUCUCGUCCAACCCGUUCCUACAGCCGCGCCUGCUGCUGCUACUGCUCCUGUUCCUGCUGGUGGGGGCGCAGGAGCCUCCGCCCAACUACUCACAAGAUAUGCUGCCAGACACCAACUUCACCUGCAGUGACAAGGCGACAGGGGGCUACUACGCUGACCCCGAAGCUGGCUGUCAGAUGUUCCACGUGUGUGUCAGAGUCUCAGACGAGGAGAUCCGUGACUUCCGGUUCCUGUGUCCCAACAACACGGUGUUUGAUCAGCAAAACUUUAUCUGUACCAACUGGUGGGAUAUAGACUGCCAGAGGUCCACGCGGUACUACAGCAAGAAUGAUUUGUUCCGUGUGGACGAAACCACUACGGAACAAGAAUACGAAUACGAGCAAACUUUUUCCACUUACUAUGAGUAUGUCUACGAGGAACUCGAAGAUCCACAAGCGAGAAAUAAUCCCGACUACGAGUUCGAAUAUUACGAUGGAGACGACAAACACAGAAAUGACAACAGAGCGCGAAGCAGAAAAGGGAAGUCACAAGACAGCAGUACCACCAGUACCACGACAGCGGCACCCACGACAACUACUUCCACAACCACAACUACCACAACAACCACAACUCCUAAACCUACAACAACUACAACCACGACCCCAAGACCCACGACCACUCCUCAGCCCACUUUCAGAACUACUCCUCGUAUAACAACGCUGCGACCAUCUCUGCACUUCUCUUCAGGGUUUAGGGUGGGGAAGCCUGUGGUCAGUGUUACCAGCUCAACCUCAAUCGCACAUGAAUCUACCUCGGCCGAUACAAGGUUUUCGAGGUUUCAGUCACCAACCAGGUUCGAAUCCUCAUCAACAAGAACAGUCCGUCAAGAGACAUUAAACGCUGAAGAAGUUGAUGAACUCUACGAUGGUGUGGAAGACCCUUUUGCUAACUAUGACUGGCGUCGUGACGCCUCGGGUGUGACGGCUUCCACGAAGACUCGAUAUGAGCAACGAUUUGGAACGAACAACCGAUCCCGACAGACCCCUUCGGCUUUCUCCAUCUCUCCCAGAAGCCAAGAGGAAACAUCCACCACCCUUAAGAACAGAAAGUCCCUUGUGGAUGCCAGUGAAAGCAGCAACGAUGAGAUCCCCAGAGAGAACCAUGGUCGAUAUGUCAGUAGCAGAGGAUCUUCCCGCGGCCCCAAUAACGGCAGGUUACGACCAUCAUCACCAGAUUCUGCUCUUGAAGAGUUUGCCAACUUCCGAUAUUAUAAGACAGCCUUCGGUAACACUCCUUCAGCACCAACGUCUCCCACAAUUACUCCAUCAUCACCUGGGGUUAGAUCUCCCACCUCUAUGUCAACGUCUGCAACCAGUUCUCCAGAAGACAGGUCCACAUCUUCAGUCAUAUCGACAUCUUCAAACGUUCGAGUUCGUCCAGCCGGUUACAUCUCCGCCAGGUCAGCCUCAAGAAACACGAGAUAUGCGCUCUAUGGCUAACAGCCUUUACUGGUGUAGAAAUUAGAGAGGACUAAACCCAUCUUCACCAGAAGAAAAUAACGUGUGUUUGUAUGUGUGUUUGUGUGUGUACUUUCACUGUGAAUGUCAUUAAAAACUAAGUCCUUGAAUUUACAUAACAAUGUGCUGGACACUGAAAUACACUUAUAUACUUAUAAUCUGGCUGGUCAGAUUAAAGUGAUACUGACAUUCAAUUUAUCAGACUGCUCAAUAGUUAUAAAUAAACCCCAAUAAUGUCUGGUGCUGACUUAAAUAGCCCUAUAUGGGUAAGUUAAAAUAGGGCCACUAUUUUUUCAGUGGUAUACGUGUGCGUGUCAACGCAGCAAAACUGUGCUAUUUUUGUGGUAUACCAGGGGGUGAUACUGUGAACAACAAAAGUGGGAGCAUAAUACAAGUAUCCUCGAGUGACGCAGACAGGCAAUUCUGCGGAGUACGCCAAGAUAUGAAGACUAACCAGUGGAAAACAACAUAAUAUAUGAAAAAAAGUAGGAAUCGUAUGUCUGAAGACAAAAUCCCAAAUUAAGCAGCCAUGUGCAGUCGGCCAUUGAUAUGUUUCUUCGUAUUAUGGGAAGCCACUCGACACUCUUCACAUUGCUAGGGUAUGCCGAGGGCAUCGUUCGUUAGUAGCGGAUUUGUGGUGGAGUUCAUCAUGCAUUAUUUUGACAACAUGGCACACCUGCAUUGUUUUAUUUUUUCAGUAAAACUUAACAUCUUUACCUGAUAUUGUGUCCAUAUAUGGUCAUACAGUGUGGUAAAAAUUUAGGUUUGCGUGGCCGCUGACGGCACAAAAUAAUGCUGAUGAACGGUACUUAAGACAUGUGAUAUAACUUAAUAUUAAGUUAAAGUUGACAUUUGUAUUUCUGAACUGAGAUCCUUCAAUAGACUGUCCUAAUAACAUUAAUACUGAAUUUACUGAGAUCUUAUUCACGUCUUUUUAACAGAUUUUCCCCUCUAUUGAAACAACUGCUGUAUCUAGAUAACUACGGUAAUAUCUGGAUAUUUUUAAUAGUUUGUAAAAUUUUACUCUGAAAACCAUACUGGUAUACAAAUAAAGGGAAUCUGGUAUUAUUCUGGACUACAGCUUAACAACAAGGAAAUUUAUUCCACUUGAGGAUCACAGUUCCGAAAUAUUGGGUUAAUACAUGUAUUCCACUUUGAUGCCUCGUGUGUACCAUAACAAGUAUUACUGUGUUCCGUAGUGUGUGUGUGUAGUGCCGUAGUGUGUAUACAAUUGACCAAUAAUAUAAUAUAAGAUUUCCUUGUGCAUUAGGUUUAUAAUGUCAUACCAAACCGUAGGAUAAAGACUUCCAACCGUUGAUAGUACAAGUUAUCCGUAGAUGGUAGGAUAUUUCCAAUGUCCUGUAAUGAUGGUAUUGUUUGAUUAUUUCCGUUAAGGUGUUGCACAUGUUGGGGAGUGUACUGAUAACAGUGGCGUCACAGGGUCUUGACUCGGUGCUCUUAGAAUGGAUAAUAUUUCUCAAAAUUUCCAGAUUGAUCACUCAAUUAAGGUACACUACCUUUCAUUAGUAACUAUGGGUCGUCCAAGAAUAAGGGCUAUGGAUUAUUGCCAUAUAUAAACUAUAAAAAUGUAUGAGUUUUACAAUAAACAAAUUAUAAAAUGUUGAUGCUGACAAGUACAUAAAUGGUUAAUGAUUUCUGUUAUUCCCUGCCAGACUUAACCUUAUGGUAGACAGUACGAGAUCUGUGUUAUCUUGUAUUUCAUUAUAAAUUUGAUAUGGAAACGUCACUGGUUAUAAAAACAGAUCAUGAUGUGAAGUUGGAGUCGUGUGGUCUCAAGGAAAAAUCUGGUAUUUUUUAUUGCACUAUAUUAACUACAUAAUCUUGACAAAAUGGUAUUUAAGAUAAAAUUCGAGACGAAUUGUGUUUAUGAGCAAAGUGUGUUUACGUGUACCCGUGUGUGGUGAUUGUUGACUCACUACCACUAUGUAUUAUGUCGUCCCGGGCUCCACCAAGACCAACAUCCCUUGCCCUGUGCAAUAAAUACCAGUUUAAUAA